UGAUUUUGCUGGAUUAGAGGAGUCUUAUGAGGACAAAGCAAAACAUGUACUGGAUGUAUUAUGUAAGUGUAUGUGACUGUAAGCACUUUAAGAAGCCGUGACUUAAUAUGAGACUCGGCUGAUGUGACUUAAUAAAAAAGUCGGCUGACGUGAAAUUGCAAGGGAAGUAUGCUGUGAUAAAUACUGUGCGGUUGCCUUCAAACCGUAAUUCUGCAUUUCUUCACACUCUGUCUACAUCUCAGUCAGCAAACACUAACUCAAAAACUACCAUGACAUCCAACAUCACUGCACAUAACAACAAACUGGAUUCAUCUAUUCUUCCUCCUGUGCUAAUUGUUGAGUUUCUACUUGGUCUACCUGGCAAUGCCAUGGCAUUAUGGGUUUUUCGCAAAAAUAUGAAGUCUUGGAGGGUCAACGUCAUGUUCCUCUUCAACCUUGUUCUGUCUGACGUCCUGCUCCUCUUGAGUCUACCCUUCCGCAUUGACAACUACUUACGUAAUGAGACGUGGAUAUUCGGUGAUGCCUGGUGUCGGAUAAAUCUGUUCAUGCUGGCCGUCAACCGCUCAGCCAGCAUUGCCUUCAUGACUGCAGUGGCUUUCGACCGCUAUUUUAAAGUGGUCCAUCCGCAUCACGUAAUCAAUUACAUGAACUUAAAGCAAGGAACCUGUGUUUCCUGCUUCAUCUGGGGAGUUGUAAUAGCCCUGAGGACCCCUUUACUGGCCAACAACCUCCUAAGCAACACCUCCCAUUGCAGAAGUUUCGGUCAUGAGAAACUUUCACUAGGUAUCUGCCUACAUUAUGCUGUGUUUAUUUUUGAGUUUUUCGUGUCUCUAAUAUUCCUGAUCUUUUGCUCUGUGAGCAUCGCCUGCAAGCUGCGUUCUCGACGGAUGGACAAAGGCAAGAGGGGACAAAGGGCUAUUCGGACCGUCCUGGUUAUCAUUGGGGUUUUCAUUUUUUGUUUCUUCCCCAGCGUUGCCACAGGGUUGUUUGGCCUUCAUUUAAAAUCACUUGGAAAAGAUGUUAGCAAUCCAGACCAUCUGUUCUCUCAGUGGUUUCAAACCUCCUUAGCAUUCACCUAUCUGAACAGCGCUCUGGAUCCGGUCAUCUAUUGCUUCUCCAGUUCAGUAUUUUUCAAUUAUUUGAAAAGAACGUUAAAUCGGAUUGGCUUCUUACAGCUAGAACUCAACAGACGGGGCUGCAUGCAAAACGGAAAUGACUGAGAAGAUACAGCUGGAUUGGACAGGAGAGAUAUUCAAUGUUGACUAAGUGACUAAAGUGUACAGAUAUACUCAAGGAUGAUAUGUGCCAUUUUAUCAGUAUAAAAAUACUUCCUCAUUUCCCAUCAGAGACAAUUCUUAAGAGCCGUUCACAUUAUAAUGAUAACGAUAGGCUAACUAUAGUUUUAAAAAUCUUUAUAUUAAAGAGAAUAGCGGAGUUCACACCACAACUAUAACAAUAAAGAUUAAGCAUUUAACUUAUCAUCUGUAAAUAUUGUUAUUGUCUGUAUAGCAUAAAAAACAUAUUCAACUACAAAAAUACACACACACACACACACACACACACACACACACACAUUCUGGUUUCCAUGUUUUGUGGGGACAUUCCAUAGACGUAAUGCAUUUUACAUGUACAAACUGUAUAUUCUAUUCCCCUAACCUACCCCAAUCCCUAACCCCAACCCUCACAGAAACACUUUUCCUACUUCACAUUUUCAAUAAACAUCAUUCUGUUUGAUUUAUAAGCAUGUUUCCUCAUGAGGACAUCAAAAUGUCCCCACAAGGUCAUAAAAACUACUAGACAAUUGGCAAUGAAAGAUGGUUCAGUACCCACUUUAUUUGGAACAACAUGUGUCUCCUAACCCCAACCUGUAAGUAUGAUUAUAGCUACAUACUUGCUUAAAUGAGUGUAAGUGUUAAUGUCUGUCGUCGUUUUUAUAACCUGGAUUAAUGAUGAAUGAUGUGUAUUGAUGUUGUUUUUAAACUCUUAACCUGAUAAGGAACACUGUGCCGUACACGGUACACCCCCUCCCUUGCACGUGAGGCUGCAUUAUGUCAUUGUAACUUUGAAGCAUUAAAUCUUCAAAAUAUCCGGUCAUGCGGCACAUCGUUGUAAAGCUUAGACUUUCGGAAUUCCAUUCAGCAAACACACAAAGCACAAUAUGAUUUUUAGCAAUCAUAAAACUGUAAUCUAGUUGUUAGUUACCUGAACCGGGCGGCGCCGAUUUAGGAUAUUUACUUACCUUCAAAAUCUUCCCUUUAUCCGCUUCGGUGAAAUUGUCCAAUAAAUCCCCAAAAGCCAAGCCUUUUAAUCCAAAACGAUUUGUUCAUCUCACAAUCUUGACGUUUCUGACCGAAUUAUGAUAUAAAUACUGUAUACAAUUAGUUCACUAACGGACAUUUGUUCAAAUCUUACUUUUCAUUCACGAUUUAUAAUGAAUAUAUUUGGAUGUCACGUUUAUUGUGCAACGUCUGAGGAAAAAAUACGCCCCCUUGUGGAAUUUCAGCCGUUCCAUAAGAGGCUACUAUACUGUCAGAGAGUCAAGUUAGCAAGCGGCUAACGCAUGCUCAAUUUUGGUUUUGCUAUGACCCGGUUAGCUUACAUAAAUCCUUAAAUGAGUGUAAAAUGU
Messenger RNA from Misgurnus anguillicaudatus (oriental weatherfish), 2626 nucleotides. The record is from RefSeq and is a predicted model, not a curated record. Lineage: Eukaryota; Metazoa; Chordata; Actinopteri; Cypriniformes; Cobitidae.